CUUCCUUGGGGUAGGUAGGUACGACCUUAUGGUCUUGUCUCAUCAAUGCACCGCCUACUUUUACAUAAGAAGUGUAUAUGAUGUAAGGUACCUACCUACCUACCUACAAUAUCCUCAUUUGAUAAUAUCAAAUAUACGCAUACAAACCUUACCUAUACACACACACAUGUAUAGAACCAUUAGCACCAUUAACACCAUAACAAAUCCCGUAAAAGCCAUGGUCUAAGAUAUGAGCAAGUAGGAUAGACGAAGCCAAGACUAAGAGGUAACCUAGCUACAUACUUAACCUAGACAGGUACUUAUAGGUAUAUGUACAUUUAUAUGUACAUUGAUGUAGCUACAGCUUCGAAGCUACAAGACAUCCCAUCCCGACUCUCCUCGACUUUGCGGCUUUGCGACUUUGAGACAGAGCGACAGAGCGAAUAACUGCACCAUAUUCCUAGGAACAUACCCUGCUGCGGUCAACAGCUCUAAUAUAAUACCAUUUCACUAUGGAUCCUAAUGCAUUCUAUUUUAGGGGACGUAAAGAUUCCAAGGAAACGAGUAUCUCACCGCCACCCCCUCAACGAACCGGUUCCUCUUCGAGCCUGCACAAAUCCAGUCAUGUCAUAGGCCAUAGUCAUCGUUCCAGUCUCGCAGAGAAUCUGAGGGGCUUGCCGCCGUCGCCGCGAAAUCAGCGACAUCCAUCUUUUACCCAGGCCGCUCUUCAGGAAUUGCUCAACCACCCGCCAGCUCCGAAGCAGCAGAAUCCUCGCUUCGCCGGGAGAGACUGGCGCGAUGUUGCAAUCGGGGAGCUCGUGUCGAAAGAUGACGUUUCCUGGGUAGAACUGGAUACCAGCGUGCAGGAUGCCACAAUGGCGCUCCUUAAGAAUACUUCGAGCAACGUCGUUAUCAUACGAGAGAAUGCUACCGGCACCAUUCCCAUCUCCACAUUCGAUUUCAACGACUUAAACGCUUACAUCUUAAUCGUAGUCGGAUUAGCGCAUCCAAGCGACGACUUGGUAGAAUUGUACGAUUCCAUAGCAAGAAGAGCACAGGCCAGAGACAACAUACCGCUCCGCGACAUCCAGCCGAUUUGUCGGAAAGAGUCUCUUAUCACUCUUCAGGGAGAUGAAGAUCUGGCCAAGGCGAUCGAGAUCUUUGGCAGCGGUGUUCACCGGGUGCUCGUCCGCAAUCACAAUGCCGAAGUGAUCGGUAUCCUUAGCCAGUUGAAGCUUUUAGAAUUCUUCUGGCACGAGGGCAUUAACUUCCGCGUCAUCGAUGAUCUGUACCCUAAGCUCUUGCGCGAGGUUGGCGUCGGCUCCCAGCAAAUAUUAGCUGUCAACGCAGAUAGCCCGUUGACAGAGGCUCUCAAUCUUAUGAACCAGGAAGGCCUGUCAAGUGUAGCCGUGGUUGACAACGCUUUAAACGUCGUCGGCAAUAUUUCCACGGCCGACGUCAAACUUCUUACCAACGCAACCAGUCUCCCAUUACUACAGAAUUCGUGCAUGCAUUUUAUAUCGGUCAUCCUGACCGAGGAAGGUGUCGAGAAAGGGAAGGAUUCAUUCCCUGUCUUCUAUGUUAACCCUUACUCAACACUUGCACACACGGUGGCCAAGCUAGUUGCUACCCGCUCACAUAGGAUGUGGAUCGUAGAGUCUGCGUCUCCGUCUCCUUCCGCACCAGGAACCCCGUCGCUAGGCCCCACCGUGUUCAUCCCGACUCCAUCUUCUUCGCAGACGUCUCUUACCGGCAGUCAUUUCCCUUCGGUCCCUCCAGCUUCCACCCUACCGGGGUCUCACCUAUCUGGCCGCCUGAUUGGCGUCGUUACCUUGACAGACGUUCUCAACCUCUUUGCAAGAUCUACCGGACUAAACCCCUCGGAUCCGAGCGAGCAACGCGCAAGGAGACGAAGAAGUUCGAGCAGUUCUGUGCGCCCGUCUAUCGAGUCUGCUCGUGCUAGUCUUGAUAUUCGACGCUAGGGGGAUGCUAAGCUAUGAUAUUACGCAUACGGGAUUCGAAAGUUCAGAGGAGCUCGGUUUUAUUACGAUAACAGUGUCACUCUACUAUAUAGUUGCUAUUACUAUCUCAUGGCGAUGCUCAGGACUAGGUUUCAUAUCCGUCUUCGUAUCAGCAGUAGAGAGGGUGGAGAGGGAGGGGGAGGGGGGAUCGGUUAGUGGUGCCUCGAUCGCGCACAAUGUUUUGGGUUCAUAGCGCAAUGAAUGAUGCUUACGAGACAAUUUUUUUGGAGUCGGUAUAGUAGACUUUCUCCCGGCUUCCCUCUUUACGAAAUCAUGGUCGGAGUUCCCUGGAUAUAUGCAAGUAUUCUUUUCCCGUUAGUUAUUGCUUACUACACGACAAUAAUUCCUAGUUAGGGACAUGGUUUCGGCCCCGGGUGAAUACAUAUCUAUAGGGGCAUCUUUUCUGUUGUUACCACGUCAUUAUUGGUGGAUGCUAGUAGUAAUGCAUAUGUAGAAACUUGUCAAUGUCGUAGCUAGGGCAAGAUGUUAUUAUAAUUACUUUCUAUACUAAGCAGUAAAAGCUGAAGCUGGUGGUGAUUUAUGCAUAUGCAAAUGUCUUCGAGUUUAUCAUACAAGAUUGCUCCUUGCUAGAUACCUAUAGGUCUAAUCACAGGGUUUCGCCUUCCAUGAAACCCGAGUUCUCAAGAUGUAGUCAUUAAUUAAUUAAUGUCUCAGAUCCGGUCUCUAGCCAGCC
Daldinia decipiens is the source of this 2694-nucleotide messenger RNA. RefSeq lists its product as uncharacterized. Bases 492 to 1961 code for a protein of 489 amino acids. The transcript has 3 exons. The record is from RefSeq and is a predicted model, not a curated record. Lineage: Eukaryota; Fungi; Ascomycota; Sordariomycetes; Xylariales; Hypoxylaceae. Gene Ontology annotation, molecular function: protein serine/threonine phosphatase inhibitor activity. Gene Ontology annotation, biological process: cellular response to glucose starvation; regulation of mitotic metaphase/anaphase transition.